Messenger RNA from Dermacentor albipictus, 1480 nucleotides. RefSeq names its product Actin-related protein 2/3 complex, subunit 2 (gene Arpc2). NCBI's taxonomy places the organism in Eukaryota, Metazoa, Arthropoda, Arachnida, Ixodida, Ixodidae. Gene Ontology annotation, cellular component: Arp2/3 protein complex; actin cytoskeleton. Gene Ontology annotation, molecular function: structural constituent of cytoskeleton; actin filament binding. The record is from RefSeq and is a predicted model, not a curated record. Gene Ontology annotation, biological process: actin filament polymerization; Arp2/3 complex-mediated actin nucleation.
UUUAUCGUUACGUUCUCGCGUCCGGCCGGUGGGUUUCCGGUGUAGUUGUUCGGGGUGUUGUGUGGAGUUUAUAUUCGCCGGUUAAGAUGAUAUUAUUGGAAAUCAACAACAGAAUAAUAGAAGAAACAUUACGGCUCAAGUUCAAAAAUGCCCAGUCAGCCAACAAGCCAGAGGCUGUCGAUGUCAAAAUUGCCGACUUCGAUGGAGUUCUGUACCAUAUAUCCAACCCAAAUGGUGACAAGACAAAGAUAAGGGUCAGCAUUUCAUUGAAAUUCUACAAGGAACUCCAAGAACAUGGUGCAGAUGAGCUCUUGAAACGAGAAUAUGGUCCCUUGCUGACGACAACUGAAGAUGGUUACAAUGUAUCGCUAUUGUUUGACCUGGAAAACCUUCCUGAGAACACAGAGGAGAUUGCACGCAAGGCCAGCCACCUCAAGAGGAACUGCUUUGCAUCUGUCUUCGAGAAGUACUUUGACUUCCAGGAGCGUGGUGAAAUUGGAGACAAGAGGGCCGUUAUUCCCUACAGGGACGAUGAAACCAUGUAUGUUGAGGCAAAGCCAGACAGGGUGACUGUAGUCUUCAGCACCAUCUUCAAAGAUGAAGGUGAUAUUGUCCUCGGAAAGGUAUUCAUGCAGGAAUUCAAAGAGGGCCGCAAAGCAAGCCACACAGCGCCACAAGUGCUCUUCAGUCACCGUGAACCUCCAAAAGAACUAGAGAACACGGAUGCCCGUGUUGGCAACAGCAUCGGCUAUAUUACAUUUGUGCUCUUCCCGAGGCACACAAAUCGCCAAGCAAGGGACAACACAAUAAACUUGAUUCACAUCUUCCGUGACUACCUGCACUAUCACAUCAAGUGUUCCAAGGCCUACAUACACUCCCGGAUGCGUACCAAGACAUCCGACUUCCUCAAGGUGCUCAAUCGUGCGAGACCAGACCCAAAAUCUGUAGAGAAGAAGACAAUCACGGGACGAACGUUCACACGCAACUAGCAAUGACAAGCUGUUAUCGAUGCAGAAGGUCUCGAAAAGAGACCUCAUUUGUUUAACCUUGGCACACAAGAAGCAAUUGGCCCGACGGUUUUUAAUUUAUAUGCCACGAACGCUUACCAGCCUUGUUGUGUUUGACAGAUGCAGAUUUAUAGUUAUGUAUUUCAUUUUAUUUUUACUAUUACUCCCUUGCACUUUUUUUUUCCUCCUCCCUUGUUACAUAUUCAUUUUGUCACACUUGUGGGAAUAAAUUUUGUGAUGAUUAAAAGGAGGGAACACGGUUACACACAAGUGAAUGACACAACACAUAUGCAUUAUGAUAUUCCUUAGCUGCUUAAAAAUGAGGCUAGGUGCGCCUGCGUUUUGUAUGUCGAGCACUGAUUUCUAGGGUUAUAGAAAUCUUCUUGAAUCAUUGCUUGCAGCAGUUUGCUGGGACAAACGCUGUGUGCUGUAAAUACUGAGGUGAUGAUGAUGAUUAAACUAAGUUCUUUAUA